AUGUCUACUCCACUUGAGAGCAAUCCUAUUGUUGUUGAGGUGAACGAGCAUGUCCAACCAGAGGCAAGUCAACAGCAAGAUAACGCACAAGAUGGUGAACAAGUCCAAGAUCAGGUCGGUGAAGAAUUGGUAACCAAGAAAAAGAGGAAGAAAACAUCUCCAGUUUGGGCAGAUUUUGAUGAAAUUGAAAUUACCGGGGGUGCAAAGAAAGCAGUUUGCAGAUAUUGCAAAGAGAAAUUGUCUACAGGUGGGAAAGGAGCCAGUACUAGCCAUCUGAGAAGACAUUCAGAAAUUUGCUUACAAAGGAGAGUGCAUUUGGCUAGUGAAAAGAAGCAAAGUACCAUACCAUUUCAGCCUUGUAACUCAGGUAACCCGUUUCUGAAUUCUGGUGCUAGAUACAAUAAUGAAAAGAUGAGGGAAAUCAUUGCUUCUGCUAUUAUGGUUCAUGAAAUGCCGUUUAGUGUGGUUGAGAAUGAUGUUUGGAUGUGGGCUUUCCAGUAUGCAAAUUCAGAUUUUCAAAAGGUAACUCGUAAAACCAUAAGAAAUGAUUGUUUAGCUUUAUAUGAGAUGGAGAAGAGAAACUUGAAGGCAUUGCUGAAAAGUGUGAAUAAGAUUAGUUUGACAACAGAUAUGUGGAAGUCAAGCCACCAAGUAGCUGAAUAUAUGGUGGUUACAGCUUACAAUGAUAAAUGCUUAAAAAAUCUCAAGGAGAACUUAUCAGGCAAUAAGUUAUUUCUUGAUGGUGCUUUGUUUCAUGUUAGGUGCUGUGCUCACAUAUUAAAUUUGUUGGUGCAAGAUGGCUUAAGCAAAAUCAAGAGUGUCAUUGUCAAUAUUCGUGAAAGUGUGAAAUAUAUCAACUACAAUGAUGCAAGGUUAAAGGCCUUUUGUGAUGUGGUUGAACAGAAACGCUUGAAGGAAAGGAAGCUUGUUAUUGAUUGUCCAACAAGAUGGAAUUCAACAUUUCAGAUGUUGUCUACUUCUUUGAAAUUCAAGACCGCCUUUGCUGCAUACAAGGAAAGAGAGCCGCAUUAUGUUUAUUCACCUUCACUUGAAGAUUGGAGCAAAGUUGAGAAGAUUUGCAAACUUCUAGAAGUGUUUGAUCUAGCUACUCAUGUAAUCUCAGGUAGUGAGUAUCCAACUGCUAAUUUAUAUCUUGCUGAAGUUUGGAGAGUUAAACAAGUAAUUGACAAUGCGUCUGAGGAUGAAGAUGACUUCAUGAGAGAAAUGGCAGCCCCAAUGAAAGAAAAAUUUGACAAAUACUGGGGUGAGUGCAAUUUGCUUAUGGCUAUUGCGAGUGUUUUAGAUCCUAGGUGUAAAUUUCACAUUGUUGAUAUAUGCUUUCCAUUGAUAUAUAAACCUGAAAAUGUUGCCAUGGAGAAUAUAAGUAAGGUUAGAACUUCAUUGGAAAAGUUAUAUGAUAAGUAUGUGUCUAUGAGUAUUGAGGAGUCAUCCUUUGUGGCUGCGAAUUCAAAUGAUGGUGGUAACAAUGUAACAUCCUCAACUGAAUCUGGAUCUUCAUUUGUCACUGGAUUUGACCAAAUUAUGAAUCUUGUGCGUGAAAAGGAAGCGGUUCCCCCAAUGAAGUCAGAACUACAAGCUUAUUUUGAUGAAGGUGUUUAUGUUCCCGAUGGUAAUAAUAACUCAUUUUGUGCAUUGGAAUGGUGGAGGAACAACAGCUUAAAGUAUAAGGUCUUAUCCAAGAUGGCCGCUGAUAUACUGGCUAUACCUAUCUCCACAGUGGCAUCUGAGUCUACAUUUAGUGCUGGAGGGCGAGUAAUUGAUGAAUUUCGUUCUAGAUUGAAUGAAAAAUCUAUUGAAGCACUCAUCUGUGGAGGGGAUUGGCUGCGUCAUAAGUAUAAUUUGAUGAAGAAGCCAAAGGUGGGUGAAGUGAAUGAGGAGAUCAACUUGAAGAUCUAA
Lotus japonicus is the source of this 1917-nucleotide messenger RNA. RefSeq names its product zinc finger BED domain-containing protein RICESLEEPER 2-like. The transcript is spliced from 3 exons. Lineage: Eukaryota; Viridiplantae; Streptophyta; Magnoliopsida; Fabales; Fabaceae. The coding region runs from base 1 to 1917 and encodes 638 amino acids. Gene Ontology annotation, molecular function: protein dimerization activity; DNA binding. The record is from RefSeq and is a predicted model, not a curated record.